Messenger RNA from Verticillium alfalfae VaMs.102, 1365 nucleotides. RefSeq lists its product as hypothetical. The record is from RefSeq and is a predicted model, not a curated record. Lineage: Eukaryota; Fungi; Ascomycota; Sordariomycetes; Glomerellales; Plectosphaerellaceae. Bases 1 to 1365 code for a protein of 454 amino acids. The transcript is spliced from 2 exons.
AUGAAGGUGCCUUUUCUUCAACAGCAGGCUCAACUCGAGAAAGGCCAUUCUCGAACCACUUCACAACCGGGGUCCUUACCGUUCACCACGGAUCUCAAGGCAAAGCUGCUGCCUCUGACCCAAUACAGCUACAGCAUACCGAACCCUCUGGCGAGAGCCCUCAAGCUCGUCGCCGCCGUCCUCGUCUUCGUGGUCUUGUGCUUGAACCUACCUUCGAGGCGACCCUACGCGACAAACUUGGUCCUUGAGACGGCCGACUUGCGUAAUGGCGCCCUUGUCUCUGUCAAGCCGGUCAGGCCGUCACAUGCCGCUGACGACCUGUCCAAGCCCAUCAAUGAAAGCACCCACGACGCCCACCCUACUACGACCCACGUCAUGAACUGCAACACCGACAUGGGCAGGCUCCGCGAAAUCGGGGCCGCCCACGAUCUCGGGGACCAGAUCGAGUACCUCAAGCACUACAUUCGAUUCACGCGCAAACCCAUCGAACGGCGGUCCUAUACCGUGCUGCAACAGAGCCUGCUGCCCGACAGUAGCGAAGUAGGCCAGAGCUUCCGCACGCUACGACUGUCCGAGAGCAACGUCCACGAGGCUGAAUGUCGCAAGCCUCUCGACCUUGAGGUUCCCCAGUCACUCUUCCCCGCCAAUGUCGACCUCUCCGACUACAUCUUCGCCCUUACUACGACUUUCAAGCGCCUCAAGCACCCCAAAACGAUCGAAGAGUGGGCCUACUGGCUGACAGAUGGCAACGGCAGGACGAACGGCGGCAAACUCCUCGUUCGGCUCACUGACGCCUCCGACGUGGAGCUCAGAGACGUGACCCAGCGCCUCGCCGAUGUUGGCAUCGACGCCGAACUCGAUCUCUCGGGAGACGCGGCAGGCUUUUAUGAGAGCGGCCUCAAACCCUUCAGUAUCCAUCAUUUCAAGGGUCACAAGAAGUGGUGGCACGCCUCGUUCCCGCUCAACACGACCAAGAUUGCCCGCACUUGCGGGGAGGACUGCUCUUACCAACGCUUCGUCACCGCCGAUAACUUUAUCAUCUCCAACGGAUACAGUGUCGCGCAGUAUCCUCAAGGCAUCGACUUCGACCUCAACCAGAUCGAGGGCACCUUCCGCUCAGACAUCAAAUUGGACAGAAAGAACAACGGGUGGGCCUUUGACUACACCUUCGGCCCCCAGCGACUGCCACUCAGCAAGACGGGUAAAAAGAUGGCCUGGGACAUCUACGAUUCGCAGUACCUUGAAGACGGGUCCGUCUCACAGGUCUAUGUCCGGAAGAAGGACGACGAGCGAUGGACGACGAAGGAGGGAAAGCCCAUGAAAACCCUUGAUGGUAUCAUUGAGCUUAUAUGGAUCCCAGCAUGA